Messenger RNA from Astyanax mexicanus (Mexican tetra), 1545 nucleotides. It is a transcript of the gene psmc6, whose product is annotated as proteasome 26S subunit, ATPase 6. Gene Ontology annotation, cellular component: cytosolic proteasome complex; proteasome regulatory particle, base subcomplex. The coding region runs from base 63 to 1232 and encodes 389 amino acids. Gene Ontology annotation, biological process: positive regulation of RNA polymerase II transcription preinitiation complex assembly. The record is from RefSeq and is a predicted model, not a curated record. Gene Ontology annotation, molecular function: ATP binding; ATP hydrolysis activity; proteasome-activating activity. Lineage: Eukaryota; Metazoa; Chordata; Actinopteri; Characiformes; Acestrorhamphidae. The transcript has 14 exons.
CAUCACUAGCUAGCUGGCUAAAGCUAGUACAGCAGCAGCAGCAGUAGUAUCGCAGGGGGAUCAUGGCUGACAGCAGGGAGAAGGGACUACAGGACUAUAGGAAGAAAUUACUGGAGCAUAAAGAGAUCGAUGGGCGUCUGAAGGAGUUGAGGGAGCAGCUGAAGGAGCUCACCAAGCAGUAUGAGAAGUCUGAGAAUGACCUGAAGGCUCUGCAGAGUGUUGGUCAGAUUGUUGGGGAGGUAUUAAAACAGCUGACUGAGGAAAAGUUUAUUGUAAAAGCUACCAAUGGACCUCGAUAUGUGGUUGGCUGCCGGAGACAGCUGGACAAAACCAAGCUAAAGCCUGGAACCAGAGUGGCUCUGGACAUGACCACACUCACCAUCAUGAGAUAUUUGCCACGUGAGGUCGACCCUCUGGUGUACAACAUGUCGCAUGAAGACCCAGGCAGCGUGUCGUAUUCAGAGAUUGGUGGACUGUCUGAGCAGAUCCGCGAGCUCAGAGAGGUGAUCGAACUGCCACUGACCAAUCCUGAGCUCUUUCAGCGUGUGGGCAUCAUUCCCCCUAAGGGGUGCCUGCUGUAUGGACCUCCAGGUACUGGAAAGACCCUUCUAGCUCGUGCUGUGGCCAGUCAGCUGGACUGCAAUUUCUUAAAGGUGGUGUCCAGCUCUAUUGUUGAUAAAUACAUUGGUGAGAGUGCCAGGCUGAUCAGAGAAAUGUUCAACUAUGCUCGGGACCACCAGCCAUGCAUCAUCUUCAUGGAUGAAAUCGACGCCAUUGGGGGUCGCCGCUUUUCUGAGGGAACCUCUGCAGAUAGAGAGAUCCAAAGGACACUUAUGGAGCUUUUGAAUCAAAUGGAUGGCUUUGACACUCUGCAUAGAGUGAAGAUGAUCAUGGCCACCAACCGCCCUGACACACUGGACCCAGCUCUGCUGCGACCCGGCAGACUGGACAGGAAGAUCCACAUCGAGCUGCCCAAUGAACAGGCCCGUCUAGACAUCCUAAAGAUCCACUCUGGACCCAUCACCAAGCAUGGAGACAUAGAUUAUGAAGCCAUCGUCAAGCUCUCGGACGGUUUCAAUGGAGCUGACUUGCGAAAUGUCUGCACUGAGGCUGGAAUGUUUGCCAUUCGUGCUGACCGUGAUUACGUAACUCAGGAGGAUUUUAUGAAGGCUGUGCGGAAAGUGGCAGAUUCGAAGAAGCUGGAAUCCAAGCUGGACUAUAAGCCUGUAUAAAAUAUUUACGUGAGAUCACAGCCGGUGGAUGUUAUGGAGACCAUUCAGUACUUUUUGUUACUCUUAGUUGCAGAAGAUCUUUUUUUUGUGAACUGUUGACCAGGGGCUUUUCUGAUUAUUACUGUCUCAAUUAGUGUUACCAUCCAGUGAGCUCAGCUGUAGGGAAACAUAUGUAGUCCAAUACAUCGACUGUUGGCCAAAUAUACAGGUCUUGAAAAUUAUAAUACCAAUUAGAACAAUUUAUAUCACUAUUAUAAAUAAGAGAUGUUCCUUCCUGCCUUGUUAUACAUCAUUAAAGUUUCAUACUGAGUGA